This is a messenger RNA of Eimeria mitis, 1452 nucleotides long. RefSeq names its product transcription factor btf3, putative. Bases 1 to 1452 code for a protein of 483 amino acids. The record is from RefSeq and is a predicted model, not a curated record. The transcript has a single exon. Lineage: Eukaryota; Apicomplexa; Conoidasida; Eucoccidiorida; Eimeriidae.
AUGACAGAGCGCUCAGAGCACAGGAGUUCGUCUGUACUCGAACGCGUCUCCCGUUCAGAAUGCUUAAAGCUUCUACAGGCUGGCGGUGGCGGUGAAACAGCAGCGUUUCAAGAGUUUCAGUUUGAAGGUAUAUACAGCUUCAUCGCCGACGAAAGAAGCAGUGCGGUAGUGAUAGGCGGACCUUCUGCCGAGUUGAAGGAAUCCUUCAGGCCUGAAGGUUCAGGGUCCUGUUCAAAGCAAACGGCUCAGUUGCCCGAAAUCCAAAGAAUUCCCCUCAAAACCCAGAUUACUGUUGCACACAGCAACGAAGAAGCUAUUUCGAACCAGCUAUCCUUUCGAAAUAAGCGUUACCCCCUUGAUGCAGCUAUUACGGCAUAUGUUGUCUGCAACAAACGAUGGCAUGAGUUUCGUGAAAGUUUGAAAAACACUGCAAACUCCACAAAUCCACCUGCUGAGGCUUCUGCUGCUUCCGAUGUAGCUUCUGCUGCUUAUCCUUCUUGGGACAGCAGCGUUGAGUCUGAGGAGUGUUUGAAACGACUUGCAUCUUUUUCUGUAAUCACAACUCGCCGUUGCCUGCGUGAAUUGCUGCGUUUUCUUUUUCCCAGUACAACACGUUAUCACAGCCCCUUCACAAGUGACGUCGACUUGGUCGGAAAUACUCUUAUAUUUACCUCCAAUGUACCAGCAAAGGGGAUUUCCACGGGCUGCGGUCAUGAUUUCGAACGCAAAGUCACGAACGCCGCUGCAAUGCGUAUGCAAGGAGGAAAAUUAGAGGAAUUGACGACAAGCUAUGUCGUCUGCUCUUUCAACUUCUGCCAGCAAAUGCGAGUGCUCAUCACUGCUGAGGUUGAUGCAAUAGAUCCCGAAUUCAACUUGUUGCCAUCUAAAGGGGCCAGUGCCAGCAACAGCAGCAACAGCAGUGCUGAUCGUUGUGGAAAGAAGUGCAUUUACACAGAGGAGAGGAUUGCCUCGAAUCCAUGUUACAUUCACAGUUGUUUCGAGUUAUCCCUCUUAGAGCAGCAGUUGGUGAUGGGUUGUCCACCAUUUGUGGAGUUGAAAUCUCACGGAUUUUCAAAUAGCCUUCAUUGGGGUGAAGCUGCAGAUCAAAUGCUCCUGGGGGGCGUGAAGAUGCUGUUGAAGGGAGAGCACUACAGGGGCUCUGUAACGAAGCUUGAGCUCUUUACGUAUGAUUGCGCUCGAAAGCUAAGCGGCUCGAGAGCAAAUCCGAAUGACAAAUGGCAGAGUCUGCUUGCACUGCUUCAGCACUUGCACAAGCUUGCAGAACAGGAAAGAUCUCUUAGAGGGUCUGACGUGGGGUGUAUUCAAAUUACGUAUGAUGGGCAAUCGGACUUCUUAACUAUAAGAGGCAGAAGCAGCGAAGAUGUUCGCAUUUCUCCAGAUAUAGCGAAAUGGCUGCAGCGGAAACCACGAGGCACAGAAACGCAAACAUGA